GUCCCGCAGACUCCGCCCACUUACGGAAAUACAGGAGGUUGUUGGACACGUGACGAAGUCAGUAUGGCGAAGCUGUUGGCUGAAUGACUUUUUUACAGUUCCGUCGGGUCCUAAAACCCCGCACCGUGUGGAUGCUGUUGAAGACUGUCCUGGAGGAGAGAGGGAAAACCGACCUCCUGCGCUUUAAUGGUGCUCAUUUCAGCCUGACCAUUUGGUCGAAGGACACCACAAUACACCACUCAAGGUCUCCACCUGUGGUCGUGUGACAUGAAGCCCUGAGAAACAACUUCUCUCUGUUCCUCCUCAGUCUGGCAACUCCAACCGGAAGCACAAACUUGGUGGGAAUCACAGAAUGAUCAUUCCAGUUACCAUGGUGGCGCACUGACACCGUCACCGCUCACCUUUCCUCCCGUGUUUAGUUUGCCUGCAUCGCCAGCCACUGUAACAAUGAGCUCUCACACUCGCCAAGGUGGCUUGAGCAGCAAGGAUCAGCCUUUGGAACUUCUCAAACCAUCUGCACUCAACCAUUUCGUGGACGUGAGCACUGCAGCACUGCCCACGCAGGUGCCCCCCACCACCACAGCCAUCCUUCCCAUGGACCUGCGCGUAGUGGACCACCCUCAUCACCACCACCACCACCAGCAGCCCCCCUUCGGCCUGGUUCCCCAAACCCACCCCAUGCCAAGCGCCUCCACAGGUUGCACCACAUCAACAGAGCCAGGCCGUGGGCCAGUCAUCAGCCACCCUGAGCAGCAGCUGCAGCAGGAGCUUGUGACUCUCAAACACAAGCAGCAACUGCAGAGGCAGCUUCUGAUUGCCGAGUUUCAGAGGCAACAUGAACAGCUGUCGCGACAACAUGAAGUGCAGCUGCAGGAACACAUCCAGCAUCAGCAGGAUCUACUGGCCCUCAAACACCAACAGGAGCUGUUGGAGCAUCAGAGGAAGAUGGAGCAGCAGCGUCACGAGCAGCAACUGGAGAAGCAGCAGCGGGAACACAAACUCCAACAGCUCAAAAACAAGGAGCGGGGACAAGAGAGUGCAGUGGCCAGUACAGAGGUAAAGAUGCGGCUUCAGGAGUUUGUCCUGAAUAAGAAGAAAGCGCUGGCUCAGCGAAAUCUAAACCACUGUCUGCCCAGUGACCCUCGCUACUGGUAUGGGAAAACUCAGCACAGCUCUUUGGACCAGAGCUCUCCUCCACAAACAGCCUUGUCAGCGUACAACCAUCCAAUGCUGGGCACAUAUGACUCUAAAGAUGACUUCCCUCUCCGCAAAACAGCCUCUGAGCCCAACCUGAAGCUUCGUUCCAGGCUAAAGCAGAAGGUGACCGAGCGCCGCAGCAGCCCUUUGCUCCGCAGAAAAGAUGGUCCCAUCUCUUCUGCAAAGAAACGUUCUCUAGAUGUGGCCGAGUCUGCAUGCAACAGUGCACCAGGUUCUGGUCCCAGUUCCCCUAACAACAGCUCUAGUAACAUCCCCAAUGAGAAUGGGGUCACCAUCUCCGGCAGCUCAGGGGAGGCCUCCCUGCUUCAUAGACUGGCUGCAAGGGAAGGUUCACUUAGCCAACUCUCUCUGUACACCUCCCCUUCUUUGCCCAACAUCACCCUGGGACUGCCAGCCACAGGACUUGCCAACACUGUGGUAACAGGACACCAAGACAGUGAUGGUCAUCUGCCUGCGUUACAGCAGGGCAUUCCUCUGACCCCUCCUUUCUUGCCCGCUGCUCACCUGCCCUCCUACUUGGCGUCUUCAACGUUGGACAGGGAGGGAGCUGGAGGAGGCUCAACUGGUCACAACCCGCUCCUCCAGCACAUGGCACUGCUGGAGCACAGCCAUAAUCCAGUGGUUGGUCUGGGUGGACUUCCACUUCCGUCGCCCGCUGUCUCAAAGCUCGCGCGGGGCCACCGUCCACUCGGCAGAACCCAGUCGGCCCCUCUGCCCCAACAACAGUGUGUCCAGGCCCAGGCACUGCAACAUCUGGUGGUCCAGCAGCAGCACCAGCAGUUCCUGGAGAAACACAAACAACUGUUCCAACAGCAGCAGCAGCAGCACAUCAUCAACAAGAUCAUUUCCAAGCCCGGUGAUCAGGUCUCAGGCUCCAGCGCCUCAGGUCCAGCCAGGCAGCAUCAGAGUCACCCCGAGGAGACGGAAGAAGAGCUCCGGGAGCACCAGGGGCUGUCCUCCUCGUCCUCGUUGGCCUCCUCUGCGCCUGCCCCUGCACAGGACACAGGGCCGCUACGUGGGCUGGUCAUCAAACAGGAGCCGCCAGACCUCCAGGAGCAGGAGGAGAGGGAGCAGAGAGAGAGACAAGUUGAACAGGAUUUCUUGUUCAGACAGCAGGCUCUGCUGCUGGAACAGCAGCGGAUUCACCAGCUGAGGAAUUACCAAGCCUCCAUGGAAGCAGCUGGUCUGUCAGUGAGCUACGCUGGACACCGCAAACUCUCCAGGGCUCAGUCGUCUCCAGCCUCUGCCUCCUUCCCCAUGGUCGUACAGGAACCGACUGCUAAGCCGCGAUUCACCACAGGUCUGGUGUAUGACUCUUUGAUGCAGAAGCACCAGUGCAUGUGUGGAAACACCACCAGUCAUCCAGAGCACGCUGGCCGCAUCCAGAGUAUCUGGUCCCGACUACAGGAGACGGGCCUGAGGUCACACUGUGAGUGUAUCCAUGGUAGGAAGGCCUCGCUGGAGGAGUUACAAACAGUCCACUCUGAAGCCCACGUCUUGUUGUACGGAACCAACCCACUGCGGCAGAAACUUGACUGUUCAGUGAAUCCCAUGUUUGUGAGGUUACCAUGUGGAGGCAUAGGGGUGGACAGCGACACCAUUUGGAAUGAGGUCCAUUCAUCGAGUGCAGCUCGUCUGGCUGUCGGCUCAGUGGUGGAGCUCGUCUUCAAAGUGGCAUCAGGAGAACUUAAGAAUGGUUUUGCUGUCGUUCGACCACCUGGACACCAUGCUGAGGAGAGCACACCUAUGGGCUUCUGUUACUUCAACUCAGUUGCGAUUGCAGCCAAGCUCCUGCAGCAGAGGCUCAAUGUCAGUAAAAUCCUAAUCGUGGACUGGGAUGUUCACCACGGAAACGGCACCCAGCAAGCCUUCUACACUGACCCCAGUGUUCUUUACCUCUCACUGCAUCGCUAUGAUGAUGGAAACUUCUUCCCAGGCAGUGGAGCACCCGACGAGGUGGGAACUGGAGCGGGUGAGGGCUUCAAUGUGAACAUGGCCUUCACUGGAGGAUUGGAACCUCCUAUGAGUGAUGCAGAUUAUCUAGCUGCAUUCAGGACGGUGGUUAUGCCUAUUGCCAAUGAGUUUUCCCCAGACGUGGUUCUGGUAUCUUCGGGCUUUGAUGCGGUGGAUGGACAUGCUCCGCCCCUGGGAGGAUACAAACUGACAGCCAAAUGCUUUGGCUACCUGACCAGGCAGCUGAUGGCUCUGGCAGGCGGUCGGGUGGUGCUUGCCCUGGAGGGGGGUCAUGACCUCACAGCCAUAUGUGAUGCCUCUGAAGCCUGUGUCUCUGCUCUGCUUGGCAAUGAGUUGGACCCCAUUCCUGAUGAGGUGCUGCAGCAGAGACCAAAUGCCAACGCGGUCCACUCUAUGGAGAAAGUCAUUGAAGUUCAGAGUAAAUACUGGCGCUCGCUGCAGCGCUCCGUCUCCACACUCGGUUGUUCGCUGAGUGAAGUCCUCCGGCGUGACGCAGAGGAAGCGGAGACCGUCUCCGCUAUGGCCUCAUUGUCUGUUGCCAACAAACACAUUGGAAAGAGAGCUGAAGAGGAACCCAUGGAAGAGGAAGUUCCAAUGUAAAGACACAUCUCUUAGCCUUUGACCACUCAGACUUUAUCUUUGAUGUUGUCCUCGUCCAGUCAACUCUAAUGUCAAUGCCACUCCUAUUUCUCACUGCUGCCAUAAUCGAGGUGGGUCCUUUUGAUCGGAGAGAGAGAACGAGCAGAGCUGAAAAAAGUGACGAUUAAUGGAAACGGAAACACUGAAGAGGAGCAAACGCAUUUUACUGAUCAGAAUCUCCCAGUCAAUGUGUUGUGUUUAAAGAGGAUUUUCUCACAGUGACAUCUUUACGUGCCAGUGCUUUGAAAACACUACAUAGACGUACUUCUCCAAUGCCAGUCCAGAACCGUGCACAGACAAUCUGCAGUCGUCUACCUGAACUGUAGAUCAUUCGUCUCGUUCCUUGUGCUUUAUCUAUCACUCUUUUCUUACUUUAAUCAAACGCCACCAGAGCUGAUGUGAUUGUGACUCUGCACUAAGGAUGGAUCAUUCCUGCUCCUUUUUUCAGAUGAUAUCCAAAUGGCCGGAACAAAGUGGUGGAAUUUCUGGGGCUUUUUUUUGAGAUGGUUGGAGAUCACAGAUGAGUGUUCAGCAGUGAAAAGACCAUGUGCGCUUUGUGCCUUUUUUAAAAAGAAAAACAAAAAAAAACCUGGCGGAUUUUUCUGUUGAGCCUUAAACAAACAGGUUAGGAAAUGAACCUGCUUUCUCCCCAAACCCCUUAAACAUUUCUGUCUGGGAAAGACGUCCUCUGCCUGCAUGUUGUCGGCACAUAGACUCGGCAUGUUUACCUAUAACUCCCUGCAACGACCCGCCGUCUCUCCCCGCACCUCUGUCUUUGUUUCCUCCUCAUUUUUCAGCCUCACCCUGGAAGGUAUAGUUCCCAGCCACGAUUUGGAGUUGGUUCAAUGUAAAAGUGAAUUUAAGUUGGGUUUAGUGUCACACAGUGAAACCUGCAUCACAUCGGCAUCAGUUCAUGCACCGUUCUAAAGACUUCUGAUAAAGACAAAGCUGUUUGUACUCGAAAUAGUGAAGAGCAUGAAGGACCUUCAUCUCCUUAAAACAACUGACGAUCGCAAAAAAAACACAACAAUCAUUAAUAAGGCAUACAGCGGAAAAUAAUCUCAUAUAUGAGCUAACUUGUCAAACCAAGCCUUCUAUAUAAAAAACUGUGUCUCUGUGGCAACACCACGGACCGUACCACCUGGUGUUUUCCAGAGGGGUAGACACGCACAGCUGGUUUAGCAUAUCAUGCCCCUUGUUCUGCCACAUCUGCUCUCCAAAUGUCAGGUGCUACGAGGCAGGUGUGCGCACAUCUGUCGGUGUACACUGAGCGAAGCACAAGCUGCUCUCUCCAAAUAUUCAAGUGUAUACACUCGUUAUUUAUAUUUAUAUUGUAAUCAUCACUUCUGGCAACACGGGCGGAACGUUGACGUAGCACAUGUAGCACCGAUUUUCCUCCGCUCUUUGCUUUUCAGAAAACAAAUGUACCUUUUUCAGCGGCGUGAGGUAAGAGAUGGGUUUUCUGUUUCCGUUGUCUUUUGUUCCCUGAUUGAAUUUGGCUCCUUUAACCGACAUGAAGUGCCCUGACCUACAGUACUCGCCAGAUUACACAAAACACCAGCCGCAUAACCUAGUUGUAGUAAAAAAAAAAGAAAUAAAUAUUGGAUUGUCAAUUUUUGCAGGUGAAAGACUUUUAUACGACUUUAUGAAAAAAAAGAUGAUCAGCUGCCGUGUGCCGCUUUGUGAACAGUUUGCAAAAAUUUCAAAUCCCGCUUGAUAGCGUCUCUCUAACGUGUGUUUGGCUGCUGGGUGACUGCCAGCUGAAAAAGACUCGUCACAUUGCCUUUUUCUUUUUCAUGGAACAGAAACAGUGCUGUGUUGUUUACUGUUGUUUACUGUAAAUAAGACCCCCCCCGAGUAUUCCUGCCACAAAACAUUUGUAAAUGACUACUUUUUUUUAAAUUCUUGUUCCUCUCAUCCGUUUUCUUUUUACGUGUUCUUUUCCUAUCCUUUUGUACACAUGGUUCCCUCUCUGUCUCCUCUGUUAAUUCUCUGUUACUUCGUAAAGCCGGCCUUCUUCGCGACAGACGACAGGUUCGGGGUUUUAGUGGACAUUACAUGACUAUGUUUUCCGGGGUUAUGGGAGGGAUGGGUUGGGAUGCAAAUGUUUCUACUUUGUACAAUGAUGGCCAACUGUGUAUUUACUGUCUGUUCAUAGUAGAUUUAUAUAUACAUAUAUAUAUAUAUAUAAAAAAGAAAUGAGUAUAUUAUAUAUCUAUACAUAAUGAAAUAUUAUAAUCUUGUUUUUUUGAAAGUUGGUAUUGGAAAAAAAUCACACUUUCGCGGGUCCUUCAUAUCGUCGUCCCCCUUUAUUAAGGUGUUACAGACGGCACCGUUCGCUGAAGCUGGUUACAGCUUGUUUGUGUUGAGUAGCAUUUUACUGGUCGUCUCUCUGUCUUUCAACACUAAUCUAGUCUCGUUCUUGGCUUCAUCCAUCCCACCGGCACCGUAACACUGGUACAGCCUUGUACUCAUGCUGUUCCUUCAUUCAUUUAAUCAUUUGUGACUGACUGUGUUAGAGAGAAACACUCAGUUGUCAGUAAUCUAAUAUCUGAACCUCUUCCUCACAGCAUCACAGCUUCAUCCUGGUGCAAGAGUAGGAUAAUCGGGGGAUUCGAAUUGGAACGUGGCCGCGCUCGUCCUCUACUUACUACACCGAUGGCCAAAUCUCCAUGUUUCAUUUUAAAUCGGCAUUCCUUUAAAUUAAAUUACAUGAAAUACAUCACAUGUGAAAUCCAGUCCAUCGUGGGAAGUGAUGACUCUGGGAUCCUUGAUCCCUGGAGUCCUGUGGGACACCAGAAUUACAUUCCUGGCUUCUCCUCUUUUUUUUUUUUUUUCCUUAAAGUGGCUUUUACUGGACAUCUCAAGAAAAUAUGAGAUUACGUCAUCAUAUUUACAUUUUAACAUCUCAUGUCUCACAUCUACCGAGAAAGAAAGUGACUGAAAAUAAGACAUGAUGUGCUCUUUGACCUCUGCUGGCACAGUGACGCUGUCUCUUCCUGCAGAUGCACCUUUGAUGUCACUUGUCUCUAAAUCACCGCCCGUCACCUCCUUUUUCCCAUUGCUCCAGCAGAUGGCCGGAGAGGUCAAGGGGUCAUUUGAAGCAUCGUACCACUUAAUACAAGAACAAAGCGAGAGGAGUGUGGAGCAUGCAAUAAAUGGUAUUCCUUUAAAAACACACACACACACAUAUCUAUAUAUAUAUAUACAUAAAGCUGGGGUUUUGUACAUUUUAGAACUGCAUCACUUUUUCGAGGACCGUAUUUACACAAUCAUUCCACAGCAAAGGUACACGGAUAUUAAUGGUUAGUAGGGUUGUAAAAAAUAAUAAUAAUACUGAUAACAAUUGGUACUUGCAUAUGAAUUGGAUACUUUUUUGCAUUUGAUAAGAUACUCAUUUGCAACAGUGUCCAGAUGCUGCUGCUGCUACUGAAGGACCUUCACCACCACUUUUAUCCAAAAAUUUAAAAAAGUAAAAUUGCCAUUUUGAAGUAUUUUGCAUACGGGGCAGCAAAGUGGAGCAGCACAACACUAAGUCAGAUAAUAUAUUAUAUUAUAUUAUAUUAUAUUGUUCUAAUCUAGAUUUUAGAUGGAAAAAUGAUGCUUCAUAAUAUCAAACAUUGAAUUGAGUAUCAAGUAUAUUCUCUUGGUAUCGGUGCAACAACCGUGGUGGUCAAAACCUGAAACUGCAGAUAAUCCCACUGUCCUAACUUAAACUGGGACACGCUGACAUCUCUCUGUGUAUGAGCACAGCUGAUCAGAUGGUAACCCGGCCCAGAACAUUCCCAGAACCUUUGCACAACACUGCCAGUCAUUGGGGCUUUUUUUCUCUCUACUGUUGAAUGCUUUGGUUUCUCAAAAGCAGCCAAAACUAGCACACUCUGGCUACUCUGGCUGUCUGUCUUCACUGUUAGUCUUAACACAAUGUCUAGUAACAAAGAAAGCAGUGACAUUCCAGUUUAGUUAUAAUUUCCAUUCAUUAGGACGGGGCAAAAUCUCUUUGUUUUGACCUUUUUCGGGUCCAGUCAGGUACAGGAACUGUCUGUUUAUUUCUGCUGCCUGGUCUGACUCCACUUUAUUCCUCUUCUCUUUCUCUCUCUCUGCAUGAUCCAUACGUCUGCAUGCACUGCCUACCUGUCUGUCUGUCUGUCUCAUACCACAUAUCAGCACAAGGGAUCGAGCACUGAAGGACUUAAGUACUUUUAUCUCUUUUUACUGCUUUCGUGUUGCCGCUGUGGAGGAGUUUGGGUGCUCGUCAUGUUGUGCUUUUUACUCGUAGCAUAAUGGAAUCUGCAAUCCUGAGAGACUUCUUCUGUUGACUAUUUCACAAAAUCGAAAGGAAAAAGAAAAAAAAAAUCUCUAGCACUUGUUACACGGACGAUAGAUUUUAUUGUAUUUAUGUAGAAAAAAUUGAAUUGUUUAAGUGGACACUUUGUAAACUGCAACAAACAGAACAAUUGAUUGUUUCUCUUUUUACUCCGGGCGACAUUAUGUGACUUUGGUGGACUUUUGGGAAGACGUUGUUUGUUCUUUGUCACAUCUGGACUGAAAAAAAGGGCUCCAUCGAGUUGCCUGGUCAAUGUUUUAGGGUUUUCCAUUCCAGUUAAAAAAAAAACAAAAAAAAAAAACAACAGAAAGCCAGUUAUCACUAUGACCACUGUGUUUCAAAAACAAACA
This is a messenger RNA of Solea senegalensis (Senegalese sole), 8508 nucleotides long. It is a transcript of the gene hdac4, whose product is annotated as histone deacetylase 4. The transcript is spliced from 28 exons. Bases 448 to 3792 code for a protein of 1114 amino acids. The record is from RefSeq and is a predicted model, not a curated record. Gene Ontology annotation, biological process: negative regulation of transcription by RNA polymerase II; chromatin organization. Lineage: Eukaryota; Metazoa; Chordata; Actinopteri; Pleuronectiformes; Soleidae. Gene Ontology annotation, molecular function: histone deacetylase activity. Gene Ontology annotation, cellular component: histone deacetylase complex.